Cimex lectularius (bed bug) is the source of this 747-nucleotide messenger RNA. Its product is annotated as Kv channel-interacting protein 1-like. The record is from RefSeq and is a predicted model, not a curated record. The transcript has 5 exons. The coding region runs from base 1 to 747 and encodes 248 amino acids. NCBI's taxonomy places the organism in Eukaryota, Metazoa, Arthropoda, Insecta, Hemiptera, Cimicidae. Gene Ontology annotation, molecular function: calcium ion binding.
AUGCUAGAAGAAGACGAAGACGCCAAAGAUAAUCUUGAAGAGGAAGGGGUCAAACCGAGACGGAGGCACAAGCAUCACAGAGGCGAGAAAGGUCACCUGUGUAGGAGGAUAUGCUCAUAUCUGAGAACAGCAUGGACUGGGGUGAAAUUCUCAUUGGACCAGGAGGUCGAAGAAGGUGAGCAACUGCCGCCCAGGGCCAGGCCCGACUCGCUCAAAUCUUUAACGAAGGCGACCAGAUUCACGGAACAGGAGAUCAAACGCAUAUACAGAGGUUUCAAGUCGGAAUGCCCCUCUGGACUCGUCAAGGAAGAAACGUUCAGAACGAUAUACUCACAAUUCUUCCCUCAGGGAGCAAACACGAGCCAAUAUGCAACCUACGUGUUCCACACUUUGGACCAGGGGAACAACGGAACACUCAGUUUUCAGGAUUUGGUCAUAGGUCUUUCUAUUUUAUGUAGGGGUUCUCUUGAAGAAAGACUGAGAUGGACAUUUUCUUUGUACGACAUAAAUAGGGACGGUAAAAUAACCAAGGAUGAACUCGCAGAUGUUAUUACGUCGGUCUACAAUCUUUUGGGAAGGCUGCAGCCGACGGAUGAGGAGGAUGAGCUCACUGCCAAAAUCGACGUCAUUUUUCAGAGGAUGGACAGAAACAAAGACGGUUUCAUAACGUGGGAAGAGUUCCUCGAAUGUUGUAUAACGGAUGAAGUCAUAACAAGCUCAAUGUCCAUAUUCGAUACGGCCAUUUGA